Molecule: messenger RNA, 2706 nt
Organism: Plutella xylostella (diamondback moth)
Lineage: Eukaryota; Metazoa; Arthropoda; Insecta; Lepidoptera; Plutellidae
Gene: Nadsyn
Product: NAD synthetase
Biological process (GO): NAD+ biosynthetic process
Cellular component (GO): cytoplasm
Molecular function (GO): ATP binding; NAD+ synthase (glutamine-hydrolyzing) activity; glutaminase activity
Source: RefSeq, a predicted model, not a curated record
GCGCCCCGUGCUAGGCUAGCAGAACACUCCAGCCAUGGGUCGCAGGGUGACGGUGGCGGUGUGCACGCUGAACCAGUGGGCGCUGGACUUCGAGGGCAACAUGAGCCGCGUGCUGCAGUCCGUGCAGGAGGCCAAGGAGGCGGGCGCCGCGUACCGGACCGGCCCGGAGCUCGAGAUAUGCGGCUACAGCUGCGAAGACCACUUCCACGAAUCAGACACAUUCCUGCACAGUUGGGAAGUCUUAGCUGAACUGCUCAAGUCUCCCACUUGCAAGGACAUGCUGAUAGACGUCGGCAUGCCGGUCCAGCACAGAAACGUGUCGUACAACUGCAGAGUGGCGUUCCUGAAUAAGAAGAUCUUGCUUAUCCGGCCCAAGAUGUUUCUGUGUGAGGACGGGAAUUAUAGAGAGUCGCGCUGGUUCUCUUGUUGGACUAAGGAGCGUCAGACAGAAGACUACUACCUGCCUCGCAUGAUCACGGCGGUGACGGGGCAGACGACGGUGCCCAUCGGAGACGCGGUCAUCGCCACCAGAGACACGUGCAUAGGCUUCGAGAUAUGUGAGGAGUUGUGGAAUCCACAGAGUCGCCACAUACCCUUAGGCCUGGACGGUGUUGAAAUCAUAGCAAACGGCUCAGGAAGCUACAUGGAACUACGUAAGGCCUACAUCACAGUGGAUUUGGUCAAGAGUGCCACAUUCAAGAGUGGUGGGGCUUACCUGUUCAGUAACUUAAGAGGCUGCGACGGACAAAGAGUUUACUUCAACGGUUGUUCUUGUGUCGCUGUGAAUGGGAAUAUUGUCAAUAGAGGACUGCAGUUCGCCUUGCAUGAUGUGGAAGUAAUAGCAGCAACAAUAGACCUAGAAGACAUUCGUUCCUAUCGCAACGCCAUCAGAUCCCGAACGCACCUGGCCGCGUCCAACCCGCCCUUCCCGAGGAUCAACGUGGACUUCGCGCUCUCUGAUGAUGAAGACUACAACAUGCCCGUCUCAAUGCCCAUGGAGUGGAAGUAUCUGACGCCUGAGGAGGAGAUUGAACUUGGACCGGCCUGCUGGCUAUGGGACUACCUACGAAGGUCGGGGCAAGGAGGCUUCUUCCUGCCUCUGAGCGGAGGCGUGGACUCCACAAGCACGGCUUGCAUCGUGUUCUCAAUGUGUACACAGAUAUGUGACGCUAUACAGAAAGGAGAAAGUCAAGUUUUAUACGACGUCAGAAAGAUAUUAUGCCAAUCAGACUACACACCGCAAGAUCCAAUGGAACUUUGUAAUAGACUGCUAGUGACAUGUUACAUGGGAACUGAGAACUCUAGCCAGGAAACCAAACAGAGGGCCAUGCAGCUUGCAAGUGAGAUUGGUAGUUAUCACUUCUCGAUCGUCAUAGACACAGCAGUGAGUGCGGUUAUCGGCAUAUUCACAGCCGUCACCGGCCUAGUGCCCAAAUUUAGGGCUAACGGAGGAUGCGCUAGACAGAAUCUAGCUCUUCAGAAUAUACAGGCUCGUCUACGCAUGGUGCUAUCAUACCUGUUCGCUCAACUAAUGCUCUGGGCUCAAGGCAGGCCGGGAGGUCUACUAGUGCUGGGCUCAUCCAAUGUGGACGAAGCUCUGAGAGGCUACAUGACCAAAUAUGACUGCUCCAGUGCAGAUGUGAACCCUAUCGGUGGCAUAUCCAAGACUGAUUUGAAGUCGUUCCUACAGUACGCUAAAAGCAGAUUCUUCCUGCCAUCCCUCUCCGAGAUCCUCCAAGCUCCACCAACCGCCGAGCUAGAGCCCCUGACCGACGGCCAGAUCACACAAACCGACGAGCAAGACAUGGGCAUGACCUACGCGGAGCUGGCGGUGUUCGGCGCGCUGAGGAAGACGCGCCACUGCGGCCCCUACUCCAUGCAGCAGCAGCUGGCGCGCCGCUGGGCCGACCGCUGCACGCCGCGAGAGGUGGGCGAGAAAGUGAAGCACUUUUUCCGCUGCUACGCGAUCAACCGGCACAAGAUGACCGUGCUGACUCCCUCGUACCACGCGGAGAGCUACAGUCCAGACGACAACCGCUUCGACCACCGCCCGUUCUUGUACCGCGUGCACUGGACCUGGCAGUUCCGGGCCAUCGACAAUGCCGUGGCCCAAAUGACGAAAGACAAGCGUGUGUCCACACGCGACGGAGACCACGCCCUAUCUAAGCAGGUUGUGAGCAAACCCAGCAACAGUAGCGCUAGUGUCGCACCCGCCAGCAGUGUGAACGCACCCUUUAAUAUGCGCGGUGACAGGAAAGGAGUCCUUAUUUAGCUCUUAUAUUUUUUAACGAGUUUCUCGAAAUCUGGGGGUUUAGUGUGAGUUUUUCAAUACCAAUCGAGCUGUGAAACCUAGCGCAAAAUUAUAGGCGCGGAGCUAUUGCACCUAUUUACCGAUAAGUGAUAAGUGGCAUCUCUCACGCCCUAUACCAAUUCACGUUUACUCGCCGCUUCUCAAACGGUGAAAAAACUCGCACUCAGGGCCCCGUUUGCACAAGUUUUAACGCACAUUAUUAAAAUUUUGUGACGCAUGAUGUAGAAACAUACCAGUUAGUGCCUUUUUUAUAACUAUAAAUUAUACGUUGAUACAUUGCCAUUGCCACUGUAUAAUAUUUUCUAAUCGCUACCCAACUUUACUCUUGUAUACAUACUCUUUAGGUAAAGAAUGGCUUUGCUAUAUUUCUGUAAAUAAACAAUGUGUUUUGUAUA